Ambispora leptoticha is the source of this 237-nucleotide messenger RNA. The record is from the annotation of a GenBank genome assembly. Lineage: Eukaryota; Fungi; Glomeromycota; Glomeromycetes; Archaeosporales; Ambisporaceae.
UACAGACUGGUCUAGUACAUUCUCAGUAUGGAAUCAAGAUGAUGGAAUUAACAGCAUACAAACUAUCACCCAUGCUUCCAAACUCUGAACUUUCUUUAUCAAGUCAUUUCACAAUAUGCUACCCACUCUACAGUAUCUCAAAAACCGUAAACCUCAAAUUUAAUAAAGAUGACACUUGCUACUUAUACAAAUCAGUUGUCAAAGAUCAAUUUCAUUUAUGGACUUGUCCAGCAGCCA